AUGGCAGCAGACGAGAUAUCAAGUUCCGCCUGGUUAGCAUGGUCUCAAGUACUUGCCUCAUUUCUGAUACAGCUCUGUACACUGGGUUUGAGCAACAGCUUUGGUGUUUUCCAAUCAUAUUUCGAACAUAAUAUUCUCGACUCGUUUUCGCCGUCCAAUAUUGCCUGGAUCGGGACUACUCAAGGGUUUUUAUCGAGUAUAUUCGGCAUCGUCAGUGGGCCCCUAUACGAUAAAGGCUAUAUCAGAUCCUUAAUGUACUUGGGUGGGGCUCUGAAUGUUGCUGGCUUGCUGUGUACCAGCUUCGCCGGACAGUACCAUUGGAUUAUUCUCUCCUAUGGUAUUGCGACAGGUCUAGGGUCCGGUGCUCUGUAUGUUCCGUCCCAGGCAGCGGUACAAACCUAUUUCUCACCGGAAAAAGCCUCUUUACCGACAGGAAUUUCUAUGACGGGGUCGAGUGUCGGUGGCAUAAUAUACCCUAUUUUAUUUCGGCAACUAGAAAACAGCAUCGGCUUUUCAUGGACAUGCCGCACGUUUGCUCUUAUAAACGGCGUCUUUCUACUGACGUCGUGUUUGCUCAUAAAGCCUCGGCAGUCCCAACAAUUAGAAAGAAACAUAAGUUCACGAUCCGUCAAUUCGGAUGUCUUUUACGACUGGAAGCUCAUAAUACUGGGUGUUUGUGCCCUGAUCCUGAAUAUAGGGGUCGAUGUGCCCUUCUAUUUUGUCCCCACCUUUGUUCAAAUGAAGCUAGGACUCUUUGCAGAAGUAGGGGAUUCUUUACUUGCUGGCAUAAACGCUUCGUCUUUACUCGGCCGCAUUUUUUUCAACUGGAUUUCCGGAUAUUCAACAGCUCUUAUUACGUGGCAGUUCUCUAUUUUUGGGGCAUGCGUGUUACUAUUCUGCUGGUGGAUAGUUAGAACAUUGGCUGGCAUAAUUGUCUUCGUAAUUCUCUAUGGAUUUCUCGUAGGUGGUUUGAUUUCUCUGAUACCGUCAACAGUCCGGGAACUCAAUCCGCACUCGGAGAUAAUCGGAGCUAGGAUAGGCCUGGUUGAAGGUUUUCAAGGAGUUGGCUUCUUGAUUGGACCUCCCAUUGCUGGAGCAAUCAUGGUAACCUCAGCAGGUUACUUCGGAGUUAGUAUGUUCUGCGGAGCGCUUUAUUUUUUCCUCUUCACGUUGGUUGGUAUUUUAACUUACAGACGGUCUAAAUCUUCGGAAGAGUACGAUAAUGAGAAUUUAGAGCUUUCUAAUACUCGAGAAGCUCCAUCUGCAUGA
This is a messenger RNA of Daldinia caldariorum, 1269 nucleotides long. RefSeq names its product MFS general substrate transporter. Gene Ontology annotation, cellular component: fungal-type vacuole membrane. Lineage: Eukaryota; Fungi; Ascomycota; Sordariomycetes; Xylariales; Hypoxylaceae. The transcript has a single exon. Gene Ontology annotation, molecular function: transmembrane transporter activity. Bases 1 to 1269 code for a protein of 422 amino acids. The record is from RefSeq and is a predicted model, not a curated record. Gene Ontology annotation, biological process: transmembrane transport.